GGGCGCCGGGGGAGCCUCCAUGGCGCGGCGCGGCUCCCGGGGCGGCGGCAGUGCCAGCAGCGGCGUCGGUGGCGGCGGCGGCGCGGCGCUGUUGUGACAGCAGCUUGGCAGCUGGGACUGGCCUGCCUCCUGCCCCGCUCCCGAGCGGGGGGCCCGCGCCGGUGUCCCGGGGGCGCGGCGGCGGCGGCGCUCGCAGAGAGGAGCCGUGGCGGCGGCAGCGGCGGCCGGGGGCAGCCGGCGUGUCACCGCCUCUAUGAUGAAAUUCAAGCCGAACCAGACGCGGACAUACGACCGGGAGGGCUACAAGAAGCGGGCGGCGUGCCUGUGCUUCCGCAGCGAGCGGGAGGACGAGGUGCUGUUGGUAAGCAGUAGCCGAUACCCAGAUCAGUGGAUUGUACCGGGUGGAGGAAUGGAGCCAGAAGAAGAGCCAGGGGGAGCAGCCGUGAGAGAGGUGUAUGAAGAGGCUGGAGUAAAGGGGAAGCUAGGCAGACUACUUGGGAUAUUUGAGAACCAGGAUCGGAAGCAUAGGACGUAUGUUUAUGUUCUUACUGUGACGGAAAUCCUGGAAGACUGGGAGGAUUCAGUUAAUAUAGGAAGGAAAAGAGAAUGGUUUAAAGUAGAAGAUGCAAUCAAGGUCCUUCAGUGUCACAAGCCUGUUCAUGCAGAGUAUUUGGAAAAACUGAAACUGAGCUGUUCACCCACCAAUGGAAACUCUGGGGUUCCCCCUCUUUCAGAUAAUAACUCCUUAUAUGUCACUUCUGCACAGACUUCUGGGUUGCCCUCUACUGUGAGAUAAACAUUUGGAUUACCUUUUCAUUCAUGUCAUCACAUCGGGAGACAUCUAUGAUCACAUGUAGGCAUCUGUAUAAUUGUCAGUUCUAAGUGAAAUAUGUGAAUGUGUCAUCAUGUCAAAUUUAUUUGAACAUGUUUUUCUUUUUUAACAAUGUAAAAUAGUAUUUCAGCAAACCAAAGCCAUAUAGGGAUUUUUUUAAGAUGCCUUAAUAGGCCAUGAAAAAAAAAAAAAAAAAAACUUGAGUAUAUAAAUUUCCAUGUCUGCUAAAAUAAAAUAUGCAUCUCAGUGGUGUUCAGCUUAUUUAAGACUUGUGAGUUUUAGUCAGUAGUUAAAGCUUGAGCAAAUAGUCUUAUACUAAACUCUUAUUUGGUAUCCACAGAUGAAGUGCCAGGAUCUUAAGCUGGCAGUAAUUGAGUAAAUGGAUGUGCUGAAGGCAGAGAUGCAUAAGGGUGACUACAAUAAAGCACUAAACCACAUUCAGCCUGUCAAGAGCAAAGG
This is a messenger RNA of Empidonax traillii (willow flycatcher), 1291 nucleotides long. It is a transcript of the gene NUDT4, whose product is annotated as nudix hydrolase 4. Gene Ontology annotation, molecular function: bis(5'-adenosyl)-hexaphosphatase activity; bis(5'-adenosyl)-pentaphosphatase activity; endopolyphosphatase activity. Gene Ontology annotation, cellular component: nucleus; cytoplasm. Gene Ontology annotation, biological process: adenosine 5'-(hexahydrogen pentaphosphate) catabolic process; diphosphoinositol polyphosphate metabolic process; diadenosine pentaphosphate catabolic process. NCBI's taxonomy places the organism in Eukaryota, Metazoa, Chordata, Aves, Passeriformes, Tyrannidae. Bases 254 to 796 code for a protein of 180 amino acids. The record is from RefSeq and is a predicted model, not a curated record. The transcript is spliced from 5 exons.